AACCCUUGUAAACACUUUACGGCAGCUAUUUUAGCUUCUUUUUUUUUUUUUGAAGAUUUGCCUCUAUUAUUUUAUGAUUUUUUUAAAUAAAAAGUACAUUUAAUUUUAGAGAAUAGGUUUUUGAGAGAGGAGGAAGGCACUGAUCCGACAGCAAGUAGGAACGGCCGCCUCCCUCAUCAUUUCUGGGGUUUCUAAUCUCCAAUGGCGAAUCUCAUGCAAAGAUUCAUCAGGAACCAGUCCUGUUUAAGAGCAAUCCCGAGGCUUACCCCCAAUCUCAUACCACAUCAGAAGCCUUGCAUCAUCGAGUCUCUCUCUGAUCCAUUUCCUCUCACUAAUCCUGUGAUUACCUUCUCCGGGUCCGGAAUCAAACCCGAUGAAGCUCUGCGGUUUUACCCUAGCUUCCCAAUCGGAUACGGGCUUAACCCGAGCGUGGUUCAUGGUUCGGUGGUGGAGGAGAAAGAGAAGGAGGUGGUGAUUCACGCGGAUAGUGUGAAGAAGAAGAGGAAGAAGAAGAUGAACAAGCACAAGUUCCGCAAACUCAGGAAGAAACAAGGUCGCAAAUCUUAAGAAUUGAAUCUAUUGCACUGUUAUUUCUAGCUUCAAUAAAAUUGAAUUUUUGUGGUGUUCAAACUUCUCAAGAAACAGUUUGUUUUUAUUAAGAUGAUGGGAUUAGCCAA
Brassica napus (rape) is the source of this 677-nucleotide messenger RNA. RefSeq lists its product as uncharacterized. The record is from RefSeq and is a predicted model, not a curated record. The coding region runs from base 202 to 567 and encodes 121 amino acids. Gene Ontology annotation, biological process: mRNA processing. The transcript has a single exon. NCBI's taxonomy places the organism in Eukaryota, Viridiplantae, Streptophyta, Magnoliopsida, Brassicales, Brassicaceae.